UAAAUGUUUGAUUUUUAUUGUAAUAUUGAACGGAUAUCAACCAUCAUCACCACCAGCACAACGAUGAUGGCGUUAAUUGUGUUGUUAGUGUCGACGAUGACGACCACAUCGAUGACGGAGACCACCAAAACAGGACGACAGCAGGACAUGAUCGGUGGUCCCGAAGAGCAACUGUGCAACGAUCUGAUCAUUGACGCGGCUGUCAGUGCAGAUGACGGCCUGAACUAUAUACUGAAAGGUGAAUCCUAUUGGAUAAUCGACACCCAAACGGGUGCGUCGCCCGAACCGGGCGAUUGGAUUGACAACCGUUGGCCUGGACUGCCGACACCAGUGGACGCGGCGUUUACCAUUGAUGAGGGCAAAUAUGGUUUGGCCACUGUUUUCAUUGUUAAAAACAAAUGGUUUCUCUAUAAUAAAAAUGUUUCGAAAAUCAAUGGCACGACAGAUGAGUGGAACUAUAUGCGAGUCAACGACAAAGUAAUGGCCGCUACCGAUCACUACUUCGAUGAUAACGGGUCGCUGGCCCGCAAAGAUGCUGCCGUUUAUAUCAUAUUCGAGUCCAAGUGGUACACAAAAUACCAGUUCUACAGUAUAACAGAUCCCCGAUACGUAUCGACUGGCGAACUGGUCAGAGCCGGCGAAUAUAUGGCAUUCUUUAGCCACAUUAACAAUCAGCCGACGGGUGACAACUUUGGCAACUUUAUGGAUAUUAAAGCCGUGAUUAUCAAUAAAAACAAUUUGGUUAUGUUUGGCGAUAAAAACUAUUGUAUUGGCGCUAAUGUUAAAGACAUGCCGCGGUGUGAACCAAAAACUUUGAUACAAACUCAACAAUAUUUCAAUUGUCCCCGAAAUUCACGGCCGACUACUACUACUACCACCACCACAACAACAACCACUACUACGACUACUACCACAACAACCACUACAAAACCGAUGACGACGACAAGCCCUGCCACUGCUAUACCAGUCAAUGCCAGUGAUGUUAACAACAGUACCGCAACUAUUACAGACGAUAGUGUGAUGACCAAUGUGUCGGCGAUGAUGACGACGGCGAUAACAAUAGCCAACUCGUCGGCAACCGAUCUGACGGGCAGUGAUUUAUCGUCGGUGUUGGCCACUACUACUGGCAAACAACACAGCUAUACAGUCUAUAUAGUGAUUGUCGUCAUAAUAGUCAUCCUAUUGGGUAUUGCAGUGAUUGUAUUCGUUGUCUGGCUUUGGUGGUCUGUUGUCCGAAAUAAACUGUUAUCGAGUUAUACGCGAAGUAACCAAACAAAAAGUGAACCAUCAGAAGAACAUCUGUCCGGAACCGUUGGUCGAAACAAAAGUGACGACUCGUUGACUGAAAAGAAAGCGAAGACAAAGACAAUGGCGACGCCGACGACGACGACGACGACAGCAUCGAUUAAUAAGAAGACUAUUCCGAGAAGAAGUUCCACUGAUUUGCUGGAAGCGGAUCAGCUCAUCACACAAAUCAGAUCUAAUGACGAUAUUGACGGCGAUUUAGAGAUUUGA
Molecule: messenger RNA, 1515 nt
Organism: Oppia nitens
Lineage: Eukaryota; Metazoa; Arthropoda; Arachnida; Sarcoptiformes; Oppiidae
Exons: 3
Coding region: 4-1515 (503 amino acids)
Biological process (GO): regulation of T cell activation; regulation of T cell migration; type II interferon production
Molecular function (GO): transmembrane signaling receptor activity
Source: RefSeq, a predicted model, not a curated record